GCCUUUCCUACAACUGCUCAACCUCAUUCGUGUCGACUGCCCAGAGUCCACGAACAUAGUCUUCCAAAAGCUCUCCAGCACAAGGAUAUCGGAUAUAUUACAAUCUAACAAAAGAGAGGAAGAGAUAAAGGGUCUCCCUGUUGAAACAUGUCCCUCUAUAGCUUUGGAUUGGAGCCUCUGUCCUGUCAUGCCUGGAACAAAGACCGGACACAAAUCGCAAUAAGCCCCAAUCCUCAAAUGACGUGGAUUGAUUGGGCCCCAGAGUCCAACCGUAUAGUGACAUGUGCCUCAGAUAGGAAUGCCUAUGUAUGGAUGCUUAAGGAUGGGGUUUGGAAGCCGACGUUGGUGCUGGUUCGCAUUAAUCGAGCUGCCACAUGUGUCAAGUGGUCACCUCUUGAGAACAAGUUUGCUCUUGGAAGUGGGGCCAAACUUAUUUCAGUGUGCUACUUCGAAAAAGAAAAUGACUGGUGGCUGAGUAAGCAUAUCAAGAAACCCAUUAACUCCACCGUUCUGAGUCUAGACUGGCAUCCCAACAACAUACUGCUGGCAGCCGGCUCUGCUGACCUCCACUGCAGAAUUUUUUCUACAUAUAUCAAGGACAUUGAGGACAAGCCUGGGCCAACACCCUGGGGAUCCAAAAUGCCCUUUGGAGAGGUGCUUCUGGAGUAUAAAGAGUGCGGUGGCUGGGUGCACAGUGUCUGUUUCUCUCCAUCUGGUGAUGCUCUGGCCUGGGUUAGCCACAACAGCGCCAUCAGUGUAGCAAAUGCCACACAGGGAAAAGAGGUUACUCAGCUGACAACAGGACAUCUUCCAUUGCUGAGCAUGCUGUAUGUCAGUGAGACUGAGAUUGUAGCUGCGGGCCACGACUGUUGUCCUUAUCAGUUCUCAUACAAGGGUCCUGGAUGCUUGGAGUUUGUGAAGAAAGUGGACAUUCCCAAGCAGAGCUCCAAGGGCAACAUGUCUGCCAUGCAGCAUUUCCGUAAUCUGGACAAAAAAGCGACUACUGAGGAGGAAGAAACCGGGUUGGGCAGUCUGCACCAGAACAGCAUCACUCAGCUAUGUAUUCUGGAAGGGCCGAAAGCCAAGGUGGAGAAAUUCAGCAGUGUGGGCUUAGAUGGUGCCAUGGUGGUCUGGGAUUUCAAGCACUGAAACUCCAUGGGAUCUGAAAAGAGCAGAAGACAAUAAUAAUCCAGGACCAUCUU
Molecule: messenger RNA, 1202 nt
Organism: Sinocyclocheilus anshuiensis
Lineage: Eukaryota; Metazoa; Chordata; Actinopteri; Cypriniformes; Cyprinidae
Product: actin-related protein 2/3 complex subunit 1A-like
Exons: 10
Coding region: 148-1149 (333 amino acids)
Biological process (GO): Arp2/3 complex-mediated actin nucleation
Cellular component (GO): Arp2/3 protein complex; actin cytoskeleton
Molecular function (GO): actin filament binding
Source: RefSeq, a predicted model, not a curated record